Messenger RNA from Choloepus didactylus (southern two-toed sloth), 5646 nucleotides. It is a transcript of the gene BCL9L, whose product is annotated as BCL9 like. Gene Ontology annotation, cellular component: beta-catenin-TCF complex. Gene Ontology annotation, biological process: positive regulation of transcription by RNA polymerase II; canonical Wnt signaling pathway; negative regulation of transforming growth factor beta receptor signaling pathway. Gene Ontology annotation, molecular function: transcription coactivator activity; beta-catenin binding. The record is from RefSeq and is a predicted model, not a curated record. Lineage: Eukaryota; Metazoa; Chordata; Mammalia; Pilosa; Megalonychidae.
AUGGGGAAGAAGGAAGGCAGAGAAGGCCAGAAGCCCCCCUCCCCACCCGCGGGCCAACCUGCCUCCCGCUAGCCGGCCGGGCGCCUUACCGAGUCAGACCACUGGGAGGCUGGGGGAGCCGGGUUGGGCGAGGAGGCGAGCGAGAUGGGGGAGCUCUUAUUUUGACAGGGGCCUCUCCGGGCUCUGGUAUGAAGGCAGAAGGAGGCAGCCAGAGAGCCCCGAUGCUUAUUCAGGCUGGGGAGAGGAGCGCAGUGGAGGGGCGAGCGAGGCUCCGGCAGCGCAGGGGAGCCCGGGGAGGCGGCGGCGCGCGGCGGAGCGAGUGGCCGGACAUGCCCCGGACCCGGGGCCGCUGCACCACCGCCGCCGCCCGGAACCAGCGGAGCGGACGCCUGCACGCCUGGGUCCCCCGGCGCCGCGCCGCCCGGGGGCUGCGACCCGGACCCUCCGCGUCCGACCAACAAUAAGCGCCCAGACAGCCCCCUCCCCGCCCCGCGCCCGCCGUCUCCGCGGGCCUCGGGGAAAGUGAAAGGAGGAGGCGAAGGAAGGAAGGAAGGAAGGAAAGAAGGAAGGAAGGAAGGGAGGGAGGGAGGAGGAGCAGGAACCGGAGCGGUGAGGUUCGGGGCCGAGACCUCAGCCCCGAGCCCCCGGCCGGGCGGGUGUGCGCGCUCUCCCGCCGCUGCCGGGCGCCCACGACCAUGCUCCGCGAUUGGGAGGCAGGAACCUAGGCGCCCAGCGAUUCCCGGAUACCCUCUCUCUGGCCGGGCUGGUAUUUGAGAUCAAGGCGUCCAGGAUCAAAAGAUCACCGCCUGCCCGCCUCCCUCCGCACCUCCAACUGGCGAGAAGGAGGACCCCAAUUCACCCACCGACCCUGACUUGGUCAUGGCGUCCAGCUCCGGCCUGGCGUGAGGACCCCCGACCCGCGCGAGGGAGGCCCCAUCCCAGACCACACCCUUGAGCCCGAGCCGACACAGACAGAUUCCAGAGUCCCUGCUCCAGUACCGAGUACCUGGCUGGGCCCUGGGCACGCACGGGGGCCGUAGCCCCACUGUGUGUGGGAGCCAUGAGGAUCCUGGCUAACAAGACAAGGUUACCCCACCCCAGGAGGAGAGAAGCUCCAGGGAGCCCGCCGCUGUCCCCUCGCGGCCACUGCCCCCCUGCCCCAGCCAAGCCAAUGCACUCAGAAAACAAAUUGACCAAUCAUGGCAAGACAGGGAAUGGCGGGGCCCAAUCCCAGCACCAGAAUGUGAACCAAGGACCCACCUGCAACCUGGGCUCCAAGGGCGUGGGGGCGGGGAACCAUGGGGCCAAGGCCAACCAGAUCUCACCCAGCAACUCAAGUCUGAAGAACCCCCAGGCAGGGGGGGGCCCUUUCAGCUCGCUCAAGGGCAAGGUGAAGAGAGAGCGGAGCGUGUCUGUGGACUCUGGAGAGCAGCGAGAGGCUGGGACCCCAUCCCUGGAUUCAGAGGCCAAAGAGGUGGCACCCCGGAGUAAGCGGCGCUGUGUGCUGGAGCGGAAGCAGCCCUACAGCGGAGACGAAUGGUGCUCAGGACCUGACAGCGAGGAGGACGACAAGCCCAUCGGGGCCACCCACAAUUGUAAUGUAGCAGACCCCACCAUGGCGGCCCCACAGCUGGGUCCCGGCCAAGCCCCCCAACUGCCCCUCAGCGAGAGCAGCACUCCAGGCCCCCUGCACGGCCCCCCUCCAGGCCUUCGGGCUGAUGCCCCUGGGGCUGGGGGUGGGGGCGUCCCUGGAAAGCCUCCUUCCCAGUUCGUCUAUGUCUUCACCACCCACCUGGCCAACACGGCGGCGGAGGCUGUGCUUCAGGGCCGGGCAGACUCCAUCCUCACCUACCACCAGCAGAACGUGCCUCGGGCCAAGCUUGACCAGGCUCCCAAGGUGCCACCCACCCCCGAACCGCUACCCCUAAGUACAUCAUCAGCAGGCACCCCACAGUCCCAGCCCCCUCCGCUGCCGCCGCCGCCACCUCCCCCUGGCAGCGCCCCCCCGGCCCUGCCCCCAGAGGCACCCCCUGAGGACACCAGUCAGGACCUGACGCCCAACUCGGUGGGGGCUGCCAGCACAGGUGGUGGAACUGGGGGCACCCACCCGAACACCCCCACAGCCACCACCGCCAACAACCCUCUGCCUCCUGGAGGAGACCCCAGCAGCACCCCUGGCCCUGCCCUGCUGGGGGAGACCACCACAGGAAAUGGGCAGCGCAGCCUGGCAGGCUCCGAGGGCCUGUCCAAAGAGCAGCUAGAGCACCGGGAGCGUUCCCUGCAGACACUGCGAGACAUCGAGAGGCUGUUGCUCCGCAGCGGGGAGACGGAGCCCUUUCUCAAGGGGCCCCCCGGAGGUGCUGGCGAGGGGGGGCCACCAGCACAGCCCCCUGCCGCCCCCCAGCAGCUGCCGCCAGCCCCUCCUGGUGGGCUGAAGAAGUAUGAGGAGCCCUUGCAGUCCAUGAUUUCGCAGACACAGAGCUUGGGGGCCCCUCCGCUGGAGCACGAAGUGUCUGGGCACCCCCCAGGCGGGGACAUGGGACAACAGAUGAAUUUGAUGAUGCAGAGGCUGGGCCAGGACAGCCUGACGCCCGAGCAGGUGGCUUGGCGCAAGCUACAGGAGGAGUACUACGAGGAGAAGCGGCGGAAGGAAGAGCAGAUGGGGCUGCACGGGGGCCGCCCUCUGCAGGAAGUGAUAGGCAUGGGUGGUGUGAUGGUGAGGGGGCCGCCGCCCCCCUACCACAGCAAGCCGGGGGAGCAGUGGCCGCCCGGAGUGGGCGCCCAGCUCCGGGGGCCCAUGGAUGUUCAAGACCCCAUGCAGCUGCGGGGGGGGCCUCCCUUCCCUGGGCCCCGCUUCCCGGGCGCCCAGAUGCAGCGGGUGCCUGGGUUUGGGGGUAUGCAGAGUUUACCCAUGGAGGUCCCCAUGAACGCCAUGCAGAGGCCUGUGAGGCCAGGCAUGGGCUGGACCGAAGACCUGCCCCCCAUGGGGGGUCCUGGCAACUUUGCCCAGACCGCCGUGCCCUACCCAGGCGGGCAGGGUGAGGUGGAGCGGUUCAUGACGCCUCGGGUUCGUGAGGAGCUGCUGCGGCACCAGCUGCUGGAGAAGCGGUCCAUGGGCACGCAGCGUCCCCUAGGCAUGGGCGGCGGCGGCAUGGGGCAGGGCGUGGAGAUGGAGCGGAUGAUGCACGCGCACCGGCAGAUGGACCCGGCCAUGUUCCCGGGGCAGAUGGCCGGGGGCGAGGGCCUGGCGGGCACGCCCAUGGGCAUGGAGUUUGGUGGGGGCCGGGGCCUCCUGAGCCCCCCCAUGGGGCAGACUGGUUUGAGGGAGGUGGACGCCCCCAUGGGGCCAGGCAACCUCAACAUGAACAUGAACGUGAACAUGAACAUGAACAUGAACCUGAACGUGCAGAUGACCCCGCAGCAGCAGAUGCUGAUGUCUCAGAAGAUGCGGGGUCCCGGCGACAUCCUGGGGCCCCAGGGCCUCAGCCCCGAGGAGAUGGCCCGGGUUCGGGCCCAGAAUGGCAGCGGCAUGAUGGGAGGCCCGCAGAAGAUGCUCAUGCCCACGCAGUUUCCCAGCCAGGGCCAGCAGGGAUUCUCUGGGGCCCAGGGACCCUACCAAGGCAUGCCCCAGGACAUGGGCAGUGCCCAGGACAUGUUCAGCCCUGAGCAGAACUCACUGCCCCUGGGCAACGUGGGCACCACCCGGCUCAGCCACAUGCCUCUUCCCCCAGCAUCCAAUCCUCCUCCCGGGUCCAUGCAUUCGGCCCCAAGCCGGGGGCUGGGCCGGCGGCCAUCAGACCUCACCAUCAGUAUUAACCAGAUGGGCUCGCCGGGCAUGGGACACCUGAAGUCACCCACCCUGAGCCAGGUGCACUCGCCCCUGGUCACCUCGCCGUCCGCCAACCUCAAGUCACCCCAGACCCCCUCGCAGAUGGUGCCCUUGCCCUCCGCCAACCCGCCGGGACCUCUCAAGUCGCCCCAGGUCCUCAGCUCCUCCCUCAGCGUCCGUUCUCCCUCUGGCUCGCCCAGCAGGCUCAAGUCCCCCUCCAUGGCGGUGCCUUCUCCGGGCUGGGUCGCCUCACCCAAGACAGCCAUGCCCAGCCCUGGGGUGGCCCCGAGCAAGCAGCCACCUCUCAGCAUGAACUCUUCCACCCCCCUGGGCAACAUGGAACAGGGUGCUCUCCCACCUGGUGGCCCCCGGAGCAACUCCUCCGCACCCCCUGCCAACCCUCCCAGCGGCCUCAUGAACCCCAGCCUGCCGUUCACUUCCUCCCCGGACCCCACGCCUUCCCAGAACCCCCUGUCCCUGAUGAUGUCCCAGAUGUCCAAGUAUGCCAUGCCCAGCUCCACCCCGCUCUACCACAACGCCAUCAAGACCAUCGCCACCUCGGAUGACGAGCUGCUGCCCGACCGGCCCCUGCUGCCCCCACCGCCCCCGCCACAGGGCUCCGGACCAGGGAUCAGCAACAACCAGCCCACCCAGAUGCACCUGAACUCAGCCGCUGCCCAGACCCCCAUGGGCAUCAACCUGCCAGGCCAGCAGCCCCUGUCCCAUGAGCCCCCGCCUACCAUGUUGCCCUCCCCCACCCCUCUGGGCUCCAACAUUCCACUGCACCCCAAUGCGCAGGGGACAGGAGGCCCCCCUCAAAACUCGAUGAUGAUGGCUCCGGGGGGCCCAGACUCCCUGGGGGCCCCCUGUGGCCCUGUGCCCAGCUCUUCCCAGGUCAUGUCCUUCCCCCCUCGGCUGCAGCAGCCCCACGGUGCCAUGGCCCCCAGCGGGGGCGGGGGCGCGGGGUCCGGCCUGCAGCAGCAUUACCCCUCAGGCAUGCCCCUGCCCCCCGAGGAUCUGCCCGCCCAGCCACCAGGCCCCAUGCCCCCCCAGCAGCACCUGAUGGGCAAAGGCCUGGCCGGGCGCAUGGGUGACGCGUACCCACCAGCCGUGCUCCCUGGGGUGGCCUCCGUGCUGAACGACCCCGAGCUGAGCGAGGUGAUCCGGCCCACCCCGACGGGGAUCCCCGAGUUCGACUUGUCGAGGAUCAUCCCCUCCGAGAAGCCAAGCAGCACCCUGCAGUACUUCCCCAAGAGCGAGAACCAGCCCCCCAAGGCCCAGCCCCCCAAUCUGCACCUCAUGAACCUGCAGAACAUGAUGGCGGAGCAGACCCCCUCGCGGCCCCCCAACCUUCCGGGCCAACAGGGCGUCCAGCGGGGGCUCAGCAUGUCCAUGUGCCACCCCGGACAGAUGUCCUUGCUGGGCAGGACAGGUGUGCCCCCACAGCAGGGCAUGGUGCCCCACGGUCUGCACCAGGGCGUCAUGUCCCCUCCACAAGGCCUUAUGACCCAGCAGAAUUUCAUGUUGAUGAAACAGCGGGCUGUGGGGGGCGAGGUCUACAGCCAGCCCCCCCACAUGCUCUCCCCGCAGGGUUCCCUCAUGGGCCCCCCACCCCAGCAGAACCUCAUGGUGUCCCACCCGCUGCGGCAGCGCAGCGGGUCCCUGGACAGCCAGAUGGGCUACCUCCCGGCGCCGGGCGGCAUGGCCAACCUGCCCUUCUAGUGGUCCCUGCUGGGGCCGGAGCUGGAGGCAAUAGUGCAAACGCGAUAACCUUCGAGACCUUUCUUCCCCUCCGGUGUUGGGAUGGCCUGGGUCAG